GCUGUCCAACAUGAACACUUGGAGCACAACCCCAGAACUCAAGUUGGAAGCAUCGCCGGCCGAGUCUUUCCUGUCGACUCCCGGCGACAUGUACCCACCACUGUUCGGCGACGCCAAAAGCUUCUCACUUAACCCCUCGGAUCUGGCAAGUCCACCAGUGUCUCAAGAAGACCCGGUAGAACUCGAUGCCCUCAAGACAGAAUCAGCAGCGAUACGGCCCACCGAAUCAAAGCCUGCAUCCGAGGAGACUUCGCCGGCUGCGGCUUCAGAAAAGAAGACCAAAAAGCGAAAGUCCUGGGGUCAAGUUCUUCCGGAGCCAAAAACCAAUCUGCCACCAAGGAAACGUGCCAAGACAGAAGAUGAGAAAGAGCAGCGUCGUGUCGAGCGGGUUCUCCGCAACCGCCGCGCUGCUCAGUCCUCUAGGGAACGCAAGCGCCAAGAAGUAGAGGCGCUCGAGCAACGCAACGCCGCCCUCGAGCAGCAAUUACUCCACUUCCAGAAGCUCACUCAAACCAUGUACCAAGAGCUUCAGUUGAGGCGUCGGGAGGCUGGCGUUGUGACAUCCAGCGAAAAUCCCGAUGGCCUCACCUUGACGCCCGAGCUGUUCCGGUCUCAAGACGCCAUCGCCUCAUCGGCCACGUCCGUCUCGGCAACGUUGACAGACCCUGCCAACUCCCUCGAGGAAAUUUUUAGAUCCACCAACGUCCCAACCACCGUCAAUCCGGCUUCGAUCCGAUCAAGCCCUGCUCCCGAACAGCAGAACGAGACCGUUGCAUCUGGCGAGCAAGCGGCGACCUCGGCUGACAUGACACAACAUCCUGCUGAGAUGUUGUGCACCGACCUGCAGUGUCAGUCAGCCAGGGUUCCGCAAGCCUUGAGACAGAUGCCGGCUUCGAUGAUGCGUUCCGUUCAGUGGCAGCUCUCGCUGAUGGCGGCGUGCUCGGCGACGCUUCUCUCGAUGUUUCAGCGGCCGCUAUUUCAGAUAGCCAUGUCCUUGAAAGUGGGGUAUUCGAUACCCCCAGCCCCGAAGAUUCUGGAGACUAUUAUCUGGCUAGUGACCCAGCCUUCUCCCAACCGUCGGGCGCGUUCGACUUCGACAUCAACGAGUACCUCAACAACAACGAAUGGCUCGAGGGCGCAACCGCGCACCCCGCAGCCGACAGCCAACAGUUCGCCGAUGGCGUCUCGACCGGUAUCGAGUCUGCCCACGGCCUCCAGAACCCUACGACUUCGUCUUCUCCGGAAGAUCCUAACCUGCAGCCCCAGCUUGGCGCGUCCUCUAUCGGAUGCGACGCUGGCGGCAUUGCGGUUGGUGCAAUCUGAGGAGCAACGCCUUGUCGACGGGGUCAAUGGAGGUCGCGUGGACGGUCACGAUGUCGCCCGAACGUCACCUGUGGACUUGCGCACGUCGCCUGUGGGGCUCGGAGGAGAGGAGGCCGGGCUAUGGAAAAAUGCCUCGCCGCCAUCCAAAUGGGUUCUGUUGACGUUGCUCUGGGCCAUUCGGGUCGAGGAGCGAGCGAUGAAUGGCCGCGCUGACGCCAUCAACACCUCUGUCAAGAGGCCUCGUCGCAGCGUUGUGGAUCAGAUGUCCUCAUCGAAGCACGCUAGAUCUGGACUUAACCACCGCAAGAGAUUCAGAGAGGAGAGUGAGGCUGGCAACGAACAAGAUAGUCUAUAG
This is a messenger RNA of Pyricularia pennisetigena, 1678 nucleotides long. RefSeq lists its product as uncharacterized. NCBI's taxonomy places the organism in Eukaryota, Fungi, Ascomycota, Sordariomycetes, Magnaporthales, Pyriculariaceae. Gene Ontology annotation, molecular function: DNA-binding transcription factor activity, RNA polymerase II-specific. Gene Ontology annotation, biological process: positive regulation of transcription by RNA polymerase II. The record is from RefSeq and is a predicted model, not a curated record. The transcript has 2 exons. Bases 11 to 1678 code for a protein of 555 amino acids.